Messenger RNA from Elgaria multicarinata webbii, 2456 nucleotides. It is a transcript of the gene HNF1B, whose product is annotated as HNF1 homeobox B. The record is from RefSeq and is a predicted model, not a curated record. The coding region runs from base 1 to 1695 and encodes 564 amino acids. Gene Ontology annotation, molecular function: RNA polymerase II cis-regulatory region sequence-specific DNA binding; DNA-binding transcription factor activity, RNA polymerase II-specific. Gene Ontology annotation, biological process: liver development; insulin secretion; pancreas development. The transcript is spliced from 9 exons. Lineage: Eukaryota; Metazoa; Chordata; Lepidosauria; Squamata; Anguidae. Gene Ontology annotation, cellular component: nucleus.
AUGGUGUCCAAACUGAGCGCUUUGCAACAAGAACUCCUUGACGCCCUGCUCCUCUCGGGAGUGACUAAAGAGGCCCUGAUCCAAGCCCUGGAGGAACUGAUGCCCGCCUCCGGGAGCACCACCGCGGCCAGCGGGGGCUACGGGGUCAAGCUGGAGAACUUGCAGCUGUCCCCCGGCGGAGGCGGGGGCGCGGGGAUCGAGGCGGACAGCAAGCCGGUCUUCCACACCCUCACCAACGGGCACAGCAAAUGCAAACUGUCCGGGGACGAAGGAUCGGACGAUGGGGACGACUUUGACACUCCGCAGAUCAUCCGGGAGCUGCAGGCGCUCAACACCGAGGAGGCAGCGGAGCAAAGGGCCGAAGUGGCCAGGAUGAUCAGCGAGGACCCAUGGCGGGCUGCGAAGAUGAUCAAGGGUUACAUGCAACAGCACAACAUCCCCCAGAGAGAGGUGGUGGAUGUCACUGGACUCAAUCAAUCCCACCUCUCCCAGCAUCUCAACAAGGGGACCCCCAUGAAAACCCAGAAACGGGAAGCUCUCUAUACGUGGUACGUCCGGAAGCAGAGGGAGAUACUCAGGCAAUUCAACCAGACAGUCCAGGGUUCUGGAAAUAUGACAGACAAAAGCAGUCAAGAUCAGCUGCUGUUUCUCUUUCCAGAGUUCAACCAGCAAAGCCAGGGUGUGGGACAGCUCGAAGACCCCUGCGCCGAAACGCCCAGCAAGAAGAUGAGGCGCAACCGUUUCAAGUGGGGUCCCGCUUCUCAGCAGAUUUUGUACCAGGCUUAUGACCGGCAAAAGAAUCCCAGCAAGGAAGAAAGAGAGACCCUGGUAGAAGAGUGCAACAGGGCAGAAUGUCUCCAGCGGGGCGUGUCCCCCUCCAAAGCACAUGGCCUGGGUUCAAAUUUGGUAACGGAAGUCCGCGUCUACAACUGGUUUGCGAACCGGAGGAAAGAGGAAGCUUUUCGCCAGAAGCUGGCCAUGGAUGCCUACAGCACGAGCCAGCCUCAUCCCAUGAACCUCUUGCUCUCCCACAAUUCCCCUCACCAUGCUCAACCCAGCUCUUCUCCGCCAAGCAAAAUGUCUGGAGUCCGCUAUAGCCAACCAGGGAGCAAUGAAGUCACUUCCUCCCACGGGAACAGCUCCAUGGUGACCACUAGUCAAGCUGUCCUCCAGCAAGUUUCUCCAGCUGGUCUGGACCCGGGCCACAGCCACAACCUGCUUUCACCGGAUGGCAAAAUGAUCACGGUUUCUGGAGGUGGGCUUCCCCCAGUCAGUACUCUCACCAAUAUUCACAGUUUUUCCCAUCACAAUCCACAACAGUCCCAGAACCUCAUCAUGACGCCAUUAUCAGGAGUCAUGGCUAUCACCCAAAGCUUAAACAGUUCCCAAGCGCAGAGCGUCCCGGUCAUCAACAGCGUGGCCAGCAGCCUUGCAGCUCUCCAGCCCGUCCAGUUCUCCCAGCAGCUGCACAGCCCGCACCAGCAGCCCAUCAUGCAGCAGUCACCCAACCCCAUGGCGCAGCAGCCGUUCAUGGCCACGGUGACGCAGCUGCAGAAUUCACACAGUAAGGAUCUUGUCAGUGUACGCACACAAGCAGGAACCCCCUCAGUAUUCCCACACAUCCCGGUUCCCUUCGGCCAUGGUAGUCACGGAUACCAGCAGCAUCAGUUCCUUAACCAAUAUGUCUUCCAGUAAACAGUGUCCGCUGCAAGCGUGGUGAUGUUCCUUAUCUCCCUUCCUUUGCACCCAGCAACCGGAAAUGAUUUUCCCCCCAUAUCAUCCUGCCAGUGACUGAUGACGGAGUCUUGGGGCCCGGAGAGUUGCCAUAGUGAAGCUCGGACCGCUUGUCCAGCAUCACGGCCGAAGAGAGGCUGCUCCACCGGGAGUGAGGGCUGGAAGUUUCCAAUCAGCACCUUUGGGUGACUUGUGGCGACGGGAGCAAAGAUGGCAUCCGCGUGGGACCGGGGCCCCCAAAGAGGGGGCUUUCCCCACAGUAUUUCCCAAGACUGAUCGUCUUAAGGAUUUUUAAAGUAUUUUCCUUCCCUAGGGCAUUUCUUUUCUUACAAGAGACACAAGAACAAAAUGGAUACUGAACUGAGAGAGAGCACAAAGUUGAAGAUGAAUCAUAUUUAUAAAGUUACAUUUCUCUGCCAAAACGGAAUGGAGGGCGAGGUUGGGGCUGUUACUUCGAGUUGCAAAGGAGGAGCCAACUGCGCUGUCGAACUGAGCCGACCGAACUGUAUAUAGAGGAACUCCAUUUCUUAGCUCCUGUCUUCCCUUUCCCCUAGGCCUAUCCACAGAGAUUUAUAUUAAAGAAAGUUAAUGUCCAAUGGAUGUAUAAGAAAUUAAGUGCAAUGUUCCACACCUGUACAUAGCUUCACAAGAUCUAUUAUUUCUCUCUCUCUCUCUUUUUGUUUGUUUUUGUUUUGUAAGGACAAGAUUUAAUUUGCAAUGUU